Messenger RNA from Cotesia congregata, 882 nucleotides. NCBI's taxonomy places the organism in Eukaryota, Metazoa, Arthropoda, Insecta, Hymenoptera, Braconidae. The record is from the annotation of a GenBank genome assembly.
GUUCGGAAAGCAUGGGAUGAAUUAUCAAACAAUGGGAAGCGCAAGCGUAGGAAAGUAUAUUUUGACUCAUUAGAUUCAAAGUUAAAUUAUAUUGAAAAUUCAAAUUCAACUUCAACUACCUCUAACAAUCUAAAUAAUGAUGAUAUAAUUAGUGUCAAUAUUAUGAAAAAUAGCGAGUCUGAAAUUGUUGCUGACACUGGCUGCUCUUUAGUACCAGAGGCAAAUAAUAAUAAUUUUAACAUUGAUCAUUUAGUCUCAGCAUCAACGCCGACGAUAUUAAUAGAUAAUUUUAACGAUAAUUUGACAUCAGACAAGACAGUGACUAUUUCUGAUUUUAUACAGCAUAAUACUGCUCCUUCUUUUUUAGAUAACAGUAAUAUCAGUUUAGAAGUUAAUGACAGUGGUAACAGUGAAAAAACACACGAAGUCUUACAAAGUAAUAAUCAUUUGGGAGCAAAUGAGCCUAAAAAAAUUUAUAAACCGACAGGAAUUUUGUCUAUAGAAGAGACAUUAAAAUCAAAUCUUUCACAUUGCAUAGUUCAUAAUAAAAUUAAUCUGGUUCAAGGUAAUGCACUAUUAAAUGUUUUACGGGCUCAUCCGCUAUUAAAAUUCUUACCUAAAGAUACCCGGUCAUUAUUGAAGACUCCGCGAGAUAAAAUUAAGAUUAAGCAUAUUGCUCCGGGAGAAUAUAUACAUCUAGGAUUAGAAGUAAUGUUAAAAUCAAUAUUGAAUCGUGUAAGUUUAGAAUCAAUUCCUUCUGAAUUGCUUAUAGAUUUCAGUACUGAUGGAGCAGAAUUGAAUAAAGAAAUACAAAUGUGGCCUAUUCAGUUUAGAGUCGUAAAUUUAGAGUAUGAUAAAGCAGAGCUUGUCGGCAUGUACAAG